Marchantia polymorpha subsp. ruderalis is the source of this 441-nucleotide messenger RNA. NCBI's taxonomy places the organism in Eukaryota, Viridiplantae, Streptophyta, Marchantiopsida, Marchantiales, Marchantiaceae. The record is from the annotation of a GenBank genome assembly.
GUCUCGUACCCCGGCUCACGCAGGGCUCCGUCUGAGCUACAUUCCUUAGGGUUUCGAAUUGUCUCCGAUUUCGGAGCAAGAUGGGUAAGGGAACAGGAAGUUUCGGCAAGCGCCGAAACAAGACACAUACUCUCUGCAGGCGAUGUGGACGGAGGAGUUUCCACAUUCAGAAGAGCCGCUGCUCGGCUUGUGCCUACCCUGCCGCCCGCAUUAGGAAGUACAACUGGAGUGUGAAGGCUAUCCGUAGAAAGACUACCGGAACCGGGCGUAUGCGCCACCUCCGCCACCUGCCCCGCCGCUUCAAGAACAGCUUCCGAGAAGGUACCGAAGCGGCUCCCAAGAAGCCAGCAGCCGGCGGGGCCUAGCUUUACAAACCUAGAGAUUUGUUUAGAGAAAUCUGUAUACCGAUGAAGCAGAAUCAAAUUUUAUGACCUGGAAUUU